CAGACGCUCGCGUGGAGCAGCGCGUUCCCCCGGGAGGGGAGGCUGGGCUCGCGACAGUAUAUCGAUCAAUGUUUAGUUUGCAGCGUAGGAAGUGAACGUAUGGUGAUGUGACCUGUACUGUAUGCAACUUUUUAAACAAAGCAAACUGUGUUUAGUUAACUGUGGAGAGGCUUUUCAAAGUAAAGUUACUGAGUGAGUCGCGCGCGGCUGCAACUUCAGGACCACCGGCUGUCCAGUUCUCGUGCGGAGAUCGACCAACCUCGGGACGGAUGUGUCAGCGAUAAAUGACUUUAAAGAGGCUGGAGUGGCAUGCUCUCCACCGGGGAUAUGAACCAUGGCCUGGCGAGCGUGGUCAAAACUCUGCUGUGGUCACAAAUGGCUGCUCCUUCUCUCCCCCGUCUUCCUCCUCUUCCUCAUGAUCUCUGUUAUGACGAUGACUCUCCCCCUUCCUUUGCCGCCCGCCGACAUUGACCGGCGGUCUUCUCGAGCCCUGAGCUCAGCGGGGGAGUUCGGCUCCAGGCCCAGGGUCAUGGACUUCCCUCCAGUCGCUGCCUCCCAGCAGCUGCUCGCUCACAUCUGGAAAUCCAGCACUAAAAAAGAGACGUCUAAACGUUCAGUGGCACCUAAACCUUUCGGGGAUGCUGCUGGCGAUGACAAAAACAGCAUCAAAGAGAGAAGUCAUGCAGACUUUCGCAGAAAUAAACACAAAACCAAAAGCAUUGCUUCCAAAAGAAAACAAAUGGCAGGCGCCAUCCAGCACUCAACCAGUCAUCAGCGUCCCCAUCUCCCAGAGUUUACAGUCAACAACAAGGGGCCAAAGCAUAGAAUUAAGCCAGGCAAUCAUAGUGCUGUGGUAGAGCACACUGCACAGGCAUACAUUCAUCUUGAAAGAAGCAAAUACACAGCAGCACAUAUCCCCGCUCCAGCAGAUACCCUAAUAAGUGACAGACGAGCUGCAGACAGACAGGCAGGCAGAUGGGAGGGUAGACGUACAAACAGGAAUGCAGACACACAAAUACAUGGCAGCCAUACAACUGUGAAGCUAGCUGAACAUCACCAGGCUUUGGAAAAACACAGACAGCACUCUGGGAAAUCUGACAAAGUUGGUAAAGAGCAGCAGGCUGUGAAAAAGCCCUCCAGGGAUCUCAAAAAACACCAUAAUCUCUCAGACGAUCCCUCUGAAGCGAAGAAGAAUCCUGGGCCAUUGGACCGUAGAAAGGCUUUGUCCAAAGCUGAGGCAGCCAUAAAGAAAGUUGACAGCAGCUGGUGUCGGAGCUUUACAGAGCAGGACUUUCCAGACAGUGACCACAGGAGGAUCAGGAUUAGUCCAGAUCUCCAUCCUCUCCCGUGGCUCAGCGAGGAUGACAUCCAGAAGAUGGUGCUCCUCUCCGGGGCCGAGCUGGUCAGUAAGGCCAGGGUGCCCGCACAUGGACAGGUUCUCCAGGUGGCGCUGGUUCACCAGCAGGAGCCAUCACCAAAGAGAGAUUCAGGUCAGCAUGGACCUGGCGACAGACACCCAGAAACCCACAGUGAACGCUGCCAGCAGGGGCACUGCUCCCUGAUCAAACGCACUGAUGACUGGUUUGAAGUGUUUGCCUUCCACCUGGACAGGGUGCUGGGACUCAACAGAAGUCUCCCUGCGGUGCUGAGGACUUUUCACAGUGAGAUUUUACCGUAUCGAUACAUCAGCGGCACCCCCAGACCUGUAGUGUGGUGGGAUCCAGACAUUCAGCACCUGGCUGAUAGAGACAACGACCAGAACUCAGUACCGCUCAGCUGGGUCCAGUACCAGAAGCUGCUGCAGGUCCACUGUGGGAAAGAAACCGACUUGAGGUCAGCGCCCUGUGUGGGAGUUCACCACUCGGAGUGGGGGAGACUGGCUCUCUUUGACUUCUUAUUACAGGUCAACGACCGGUUGGACCGGUACUGCUGCGGUUUCACACCUGAUCCAUCAGAACUCUGCGUGGAGAACCUGCUGCACGCCAAGUGUGGCAACACCAAGGACCUGCUGCUGGUUCACAUCCUGGUGAGGAAGGCAGAUCCCUCCAGACUGGUGUUCAUAGACAACGCUGGCAGGCCACAGCAGGCCAAUAACAACGUCAACUUCAGGCUGGUUGAGGGCAUUGAUGAGUUUCCAGAGAGAGCAGUGUCUGUGCUCCAGUCAGACUGUCUGGAGAGUCUUCUUCUACGCUCCCUUUACACAGACAGGGAAUUCUGGGACAGCCAAGGCGGGGCCAGUGGUCUCAGGCCUCUCAUCCGCACAGUGGCGCACAGAGGGAAGAUUCUCCUCCAGCACAUCAGGGACAAGAAAGUACAGCUCAAGAGGGACCUGUGACUAAAGGUGACCCGGACCAAACAAAAGUAGAAAUGAAACAUCAUUUGUGACGCUGACUGUCAAAGUGACAUUCUGCAGUGUAAUCGAAGAGAGAUCAUUCUGCAGCAAAAGAGGCUCUGAGCAAACAGAAACCUAAAGAGAUAAAAUGGUGCAGCUAUUUCUGGAACAUUGUAGACAAGCCUUGAAAAAAAAUACCCUUUUGUUAGGGGUUACAAUAAAUACAACAUCCAGCCUCAUGGUCCAUGGACCAAUCUAUUUCUGAGUGGUGUGGGUGGACCAGUUUCCGUAUUGGAUUGACAGCAAAGUUAGCUGACACACAAAGUGUUCACAGUGUGUGAACAAGAAUAAUCAAACUUUUAAUGUAAUUUACUUUUAAGCUGUUAAAUGUUCUAUAGCUGACUAGCUAAGUAGCUAACUGGCUCACAGUGUACAUUUGUUUCCACUGGUGGAUGUUUGUUAGCUAAUGUUGGUUAGCUCCUCUUGUGUUGGGUGCCAGGACGCUGGCAGCCUUGUCCCCGUCAACCUCACAGACAGUUGUGAUGAUUUAUGCAAAUAUGUUAAACAUUAAAUGAUUUGAUUGAAUAUUUGCAAAGAAUUCUAAGUAGACAGAACCACAGGCAUUCUGACUGGUUAAUGCAAAUAUGGACGACGCUGUCAUGGAAUCAAAACAUAUAUAAACAAAUAUAUAAAAUUCUUCAUUUUGGUCAUAGAUUUGUUUAUCCCAAAGGAGAGCUUUAGGAGAGAGUUUAAGAACAAUUUCCCACUAAGGUGCCACUUAUAACAGGUUAAGAACUAAUGGCUUUAUUAAUGGUUAAUAAGUCAUUUAUUAGAUCACUUGUGUGGCAACCUCCGUGGCUGGCAGCCAACAUUGAAGUAACAAAAACUGCAGUUCCUCUAAUGUCCACUUGAGGCUAGCUCCAGAAGUUAGUCAGUCUCCAUAAGGCCCCAUAUUAAAAUGCCGAGAAAUAAACAUGUUUACAGCCUGGUACAAAAAAUGGUUUGGUCUCUAUAGCUAAUUUCCACAUUCAUGAUAACUGUACAGUGGUGGAUUUUUUCUAUAAGUCACCUGUUUAAAGUUAUGCAUAAUUAAGGGUAUGACGACUUUGAUUGACAGGUGGUUGCCAUCACAGGAGGCUGUUUUCAGUAACCAGGCUUCAGUCAGCUCCACCCACACUCUACAUCUUUGCCCUUUUUUGGAUUAGCCAGGAGCUGGGCGGAGUCAGGACUUCCAAGAUGGCGACGGUCAGAGCCGACCACACUGAGCUUCACAACAGCUCUUCAGAAACCAAUGGGUCACGUCAAAGAGACUAUGUCCAUUUUUAUUUAGUUUAUGGUUUUAAGCCAUUACUAAGGACAACUUUUAGGUUGUGAAAAAUCCCUCCAGCCGGUGUCAACAGUCAGGUUAUUAAUAAAUGUUCUGUGGUUUUAUAUGUUAAUAAGUCAUUAAUAAAGGGGAGUAAACUCCACUCUGCAGUUACAGAUGGUAAUGAAUGGUCACUGGUUCCUCCUUGUCCUAAAAGCUAUUAGCAAAAGUAUUUUCCAGAAAUUCGAAUGGUCCAUUGGGGGAGUCUUUAUAAUGAAAGGGCUAGAGCGAAAAAGACAAAGCAGCUGUCCUGCUAGACACUCAAGGCAACACCAAAGUUGUCCUAAUUAACAGCUCAUAAGUGAUCAAUAAAGUAUUAAUUGAUUAUUCAUUAACCAUUAAUAAAGCCAUUCCAUACAUCUUAUAAACACUUCAUAAAAGGAAGCCCUAUUUGAAAGUGAACCAGACAUGCAGUCAUCUAUAAAGCUGAUCUGUUUGUGUAUCAGGAAAAAGCAGCAGUACUACAGACUACAGUUCCAUCACUGAAACAUCUCACCAUCAAAGUGCACAAGGAGAACAAAGUGAAUUUGCUGUUGAACCAGAAUCAAACAUAAGCCUCAAGGUAACAAGUGUGUCAGUCAGUUUGCUGGACAGGCAUAAAGCAACAGCAAACACACACAGGCCCACAUAUUCAAAGUGUCUAAUUCAUGCUAAUUGUUUGAUCAUCUGCACCGAAUGAAAUGCCCCCGUAGCUCUGUCUGUCAAUGAGGGAUGCUUGUCACUCCAAACAUAUUCCUGUUUUUCAUUCCGGCUUCCAACAUCUCACCAAAUGUUGCCUCACAGAAGGGAAAUGUGAGACAAAUUAUUCCCCCGCUCCCUCGCAACAGCCAAGUGACAAUUUUUCUGAACAAUUUGGCGGAAAGAAGCACAGUCUAUCUUUUCUUUUCUAUUUUAAUAUUUUACAGAGAGCCAACAGCAGAUCGAGUGAUUGAUUUGGAUGUCUGUUUUUAUGAGAUAAGCUUCUCUGCUUUUAAUCGAGGGAUUAAAAAUGGCUGUCAGCAAAUAGCUUCUGCACCAGAUCCUGGAAGCCUUUUGAUAAAAAUGGACUAUAUAUAUAUAUAUAUAUAAUUAAAUGUUUUCUACUCAAAGUGGCUGUCAUGCACAUUGUCAAAAUGCACAGCAGUGUACAGAAGCAAAAGAUGAAAGAAAAGGGAUGAAAAUUGGUUGAAAAUCAAGUGUCAUUAGGGACGGAAUAGAGCUGAGGCUUUUCUGUGUGAGCGACACAUUUCUAAAGCUCAGCUGUCACAAAACAUUAUUUUGGCAUUUGGGUCUCGUGAAAAGCACAGAUGAUAUGACUUGAAAAUGUUUUAUGCAUUACCCGCUCUGCAUUACAAUUCCAGCCGUAUUGGUAGUUCAUGGAUUAAUGACAUUUUCUCGGGCUCCCUCUUUCAUCACUGAAUAAAUGGCUCUAAUGAGAAAUGGUUCGAAUGUGUGAUCCUCU
Messenger RNA from Morone saxatilis (striped sea-bass), 5139 nucleotides. RefSeq names its product golgi associated kinase 1A (gene gask1a). The record is from RefSeq and is a predicted model, not a curated record. Lineage: Eukaryota; Metazoa; Chordata; Actinopteri; Moronidae. Bases 335 to 2335 code for a protein of 666 amino acids. Gene Ontology annotation, cellular component: Golgi apparatus. The transcript has 6 exons.